Messenger RNA from Chiroxiphia lanceolata (lance-tailed manakin), 1174 nucleotides. RefSeq names its product DnaJ heat shock protein family (Hsp40) member C5 gamma (gene DNAJC5G). The coding region runs from base 88 to 651 and encodes 187 amino acids. The transcript is spliced from 4 exons. The record is from RefSeq and is a predicted model, not a curated record. Lineage: Eukaryota; Metazoa; Chordata; Aves; Passeriformes; Pipridae.
GGCGGAAGCGGCGGCGGGCGCGGGCAGGGCCGGUCCGGGGCAGUCGGUGCCGCGUCCACUCCGACCCCCGGUGCCCUCGGCGCGGCCAUGGCGGAGCCCCCGCGGCCGCAGCGGAAGCUGUCCCGGGUCGGGGAGAGCCUGUAUCGCGUGCUGGGGCUGCAGAAGGGCAGCUCCCCCGAGGAGAUCAAGAAGGCCUAUCGGAAGCUGGCCCUCAAGUACCACCCGGACAAGAACCCCGAUGACCCGGCGGCGGCUGAGCGGUUCAAGGAGAUCAACAGCGCCCACGCCACGCUGAGCGACGCGGACAAGCGCCGCCUCUACGACCAGUACGGCUCCCUCGGCCUCUAUGUGGCCGAGCAGUUCGGUGACGAUGCCGUCCGGCACUACUUCCUCAUGUCCAAGUGGUGGUUCAAGGCGCUGGCGCUGUGCUGCAGUGCCCUCACCUGCUGUUGCUGCUGCUGCUGCUGCUUCUUCUGCUGCGGGACAUGCUGCCCGCCCAAGGAGGAAGAGUCCUACAAGUACGUGGACCCCAAGGACCUGGAGGCGCAGAUGCGCGCGGAGGACAGUGAUCCACAAAUCCCUGUUGUGGCGCAGCCCCCGCCUGCCAGCACGGAGCCGCUGCCGGCUGCCAGCACCAGUGCUGAUGCCUGAGGCUGACCCCUUCCUGCUGGCUCCCCCAGGACUCGAGGCGCGGAUCCUCCUUUGGGACUGUCACUUUCCGGGACCCUGGUCCCGCCCUCUGGGCUGGCUUUCCAGCCCCAGCAGGGGUAUAAUCUCAGGUUAAUUUGGCCAGCAUCAAUGCAGAGGCUCCCGGGCCCCUGCUCAAGCUCCGGGGCGAUGCCCCUACGUCCCAGCACUGGUGGUGGUGGUGGCCCAGAGCCCACUCUGCUGCAACUCCCCCAGUGCCUCGCCCGCUGCUGUGCCCCGCUGGGCACUGAGCACAAGCAGAGAGCGCUCCGGGCCCCGCUCCGUAGCUCAGGCGAGGCAGCCAAGCUGUCCAAGACCAUUAACACUGUAACCUCUGGGGCUGGGCUGAGCCCACUCCCCCCUCAUGGGACCCUCCCGAUGGGUGCUGGAUGCCAAACGCUGCUGUGGGGUCGGGGUGCUGCUGUCUGUACCCCUUUCCUCUGCCCUCUAGGUCUUGUGGGCACCAUUAAAGGCUGACGGGAGGGGA